AAAACACUGACCUGAGCGUUUCCCCGGCCUCCUCAUCGUCUCGCGCAGCAGAGCUUUUCCCUCCGCUCUCUAUCACCUCGCCCCCGCCGCGAUCGUGUAGUAGAGGGAGCGAGAAAAACGGCAAGGGCAAUAGAAUUCCGUUUUGCCGCGAAGCCCUAGGCUACGAUUCCCUAGCAGCUGCUCCGGCGCGUGUGGUGUUCCUCCACUCGAGGGAAUAGAGACAUUUCACUCUAGAAGGACAUAUAUAGUCCUUGCUGGAAGUCGAUACUGGGUUGCUCCCUCCACAACCGGCCUGAAAAGUCCACUGGACAAGCUUAUUCUCAUCCUUAUCUAAAUCGUAUUCUUAUUCCCCACUCUACAGUCCCCUAGACUCUUACUUCUACGAGUAGUAAUAGUAGCAGUAUUUCUUAUUCGUACUGUAGCUCACCAACCACCACCAUUCUCCGCAGCACCAGCAGCAGCAGCAGCAGCAGCAGCAGCACUCGAUCACCAUGGCUACUACGAGCAGUAGCGAGACGGCGGCGGCGGCGCGUCAGCAGCUGAUGUACCACAUUCACGAGCUCCGCGCGCUUCUAGCCGAGGUCCCUCCUGACGCGGCGGCGGCGGCGGCAGGGGGUGUUGCGCCGCGAACCCCGCAGGCUGCGGAAGAGCAAGACGCGACGCGGCGGCAGCAACCGGAGCCCGCGGCGGCAGCAGACGGCAGUCCUCUAACAGACGAACAGCAGCGGCAGCGUGGGAUGGAGCUGCUCGGCGCGCUGCUGCCCAUUCUCGCGACGGCGUCCAAGUCCGCCGCGAGCCUGGUGCGCGGGUCAAGCGUGGCCGCCGCCGCCGCCGGUGGCUCCCACGCCUCUCAUCAGGCGUCUGCUGCUGCUGCUGCUGCUGCUGCCGCGGCUGCUGCUGAGCCUGAAUCUGAACCACCCGUCUCGCCUCCUCUCUCCCCCCCAAUGUACGGAAACGCGCGCGGACCGGCGAUUAGCAGGCCCGCCUCCCCCGAGCAGACCUUCCCGUGUCCCGCCUCCCCCGAUCCCGCCUCCCCUGUGGAUACAGUCGCUGGUGAAAUCGCCUCCUCUGCUGGGGGCUCGGACGAGCAGCCCCCUCCACCGAUCUCAGCCGUCCGAAACGCGGCUGAGAUGGGGUAUCACAGCACAGCCCUGCCGCAGUUAUCCCCGAUAGAGACAUUCGCGUUUGGAGACGGCGGUAUGCCCUGGUGCUUCCAGCAGUAUAGCGCGGGAGGCGGGCUGUGCUCGGCUGGACCUGGACCGCAAGAUCUUAUGCAGUUCCUGCCGGUGAGAGGGGGGAGCGGAGAGGCGGCGCUGGAGCCACCACAGCAGCAGCAACAGCAGCAGGCUCCAGCUGCAAGCUCCGCUGCUCUCCCCCGGCGCAACCUUCCUCUGAAGCUCCAGCCGCUGGAACUACCAGAGUCGUCCUGCUGGCUAGGAGAGGAGGAGAGAGAAGCAGCGGAGGGGGGAGAGGAGGAGCUACCCGCCUCCAUGGGGCCUGGCUCUCCCUACUCUCCGUGCUACUCUGCACUGCACUUGGCGGAGGACAGCGAUUCGUACCUGCCGACUCACUUCGCGCCUCAGGAUGUUGCUGCUGUUCCGUCCGUUUCCUCUGUCCCCUCAAUGAUUUCCUCUGUGCGCCCUGUGGUGUCUGUGCCGCUGCCGCUCAGCCCUGGGCCGAUGCGCGCGCUGGUGUCCUCCUCCCGAUCGGCCGUUCGCCAAGUGUCGUCUCACAAGCUCCGCCCGUCUGCUACGCUGUCUCUGCGCUUCACACCCCCAGCCACGCCAACCACUCCCAUGACUCCAACCACCCCGGCCUCCUCCUCUUGUGGGUUUCUCACCUCAACCGCACCAAACACUCCCGCUUCUCCUUUCACUCCGGCGUCGCCUGUCACACCGGCCACCCCCGUGGCAGCAGCAGCAGGAGAGGGGGAUGAGGCAGCAGCAGCGGCUGCUCUGCCGGCUCAGUUGGACGCGCUCCUGCGUGCCCUGCUGCUGCAGAAGAUUGCUGCUGCUGCCGACGCACAGCUCGCACAGCAGCAGCAGCAGCAGCAACAGGAACAGCAGCAGCAGGAGCUUCUGUGCAGCGAGGCUGCUACCGCAACACCAGCUGGCUCCCAAACAGCCGCAGCAGCAGCAGUCACGGAAGCAAUGAGAGGAAUGGGUCAGUCCGCAGGAGGCGCAGACUUGGCCGUAUCAGACCCCCUGGCGCGCCUCAUGGAGAGCAUUCCCCAGGACGGCUACCAGUGGCGCAAGUACGGGCAGAAAACCGCCAAGGGCGCCAAGUUUCCCCGCGCUUAUUUCCGCUGCGCGCUGCACGGGUGCCCCGCGAGGAAGACAGUGGAGCUGGCUGAAGACGCUGCCUCCACCCGAGUGGUGUACAGAGAGGAGCACAGCCACGGCCCUGCCGCUGCACCUGCUGCUGCUGCCGCUGCUGUGGUGGCGAAUGGAGGGCAACUGGCUGGGAGCCUGGACAGCCACUUGAGCAGCAGCAGUGGGAGCAUUGGUGAGGAAAGCAGGCAGCAGCAGCAGCAGCUGUAUCAGAAAGCGCAGAUGCUACCUGGUCAAGGCAUGGGGGGUCUGUGCGGGAACAAGCGACAGCGAGAGUCAGAAGACAAUAGCCUAUGCUGCCCCAUGGAAGUGGAGGGUGCAGCCCAGCUUGGAGCUCCUAGCAACCCUUGCAAGAGGCAGAAGGUGCAGACAAGCCCUGUCAACACUCCGCCACUUUCCCCUUCACCGUCGCCCCCGCCCCCUCUGUCGUUUCCUCUCAGCCCUGCGACUGUGGCUGGAGGCUCAGCAGUGACCACACCUGUGCCGUCUCCUCCCCCGUCUCCUUGUGGAAGAGCCAUGAGCCCCGUGAGUCCCAUGAGCCCUAUGAGUCCCAUCCAUCAGCUACCCAUUCCGCACUUGCAACAUCAGCACCAGCAACCACAGCAGCAGCAGCAGCAGUUGAUGCAUCGUGUGGCUACGACCAAGGACGAGAUUGAUGAUGGGUACCGGUGGCGCAAGUAUGGAGAGAAGGCUCUCAAGCAAACAAACUUCAAGCGCAGCUACUAUCGGUGUAGCCAUGAUGGGUGCUUGGCCAAGAGAGUGUUGGAGAGGAGGCCAGAGGAUCCGAGCAUUCUCCUGGUUUCAUAUCGAGGUGGUCACAGCCAUAAGCGGCCAAUUGUAGCACGAAUCAUUCACUCCCAUGGGUUCAUUAGAGUUCAGGGCCCCGUGCAUGCUAUUCCAUGAAUGGCUUGAUUUGAUGCUAGUUGUUGAAAUUGUAUUUUUCUACUCGUUACAAGUAGCACACUUUGGUUCUGCUUGUUUAUGUCACUAUACUGGUUUUAUGCAAUUA
Closterium sp. NIES-67 is the source of this 3339-nucleotide messenger RNA. The record is from the annotation of a GenBank genome assembly. Lineage: Eukaryota; Viridiplantae; Streptophyta; Zygnematophyceae; Desmidiales; Closteriaceae.